Messenger RNA from Chenopodium quinoa (quinoa), 2067 nucleotides. Its product is annotated as 1-aminocyclopropane-1-carboxylate oxidase homolog 3-like. Lineage: Eukaryota; Viridiplantae; Streptophyta; Magnoliopsida; Caryophyllales; Amaranthaceae. The coding region runs from base 881 to 1969 and encodes 362 amino acids. The transcript is spliced from 3 exons. The record is from RefSeq and is a predicted model, not a curated record.
CGAAAAGAGAGGAAUUAGAACAAAUAGAAGAAGAACAUACUGCAAUUGGGGAAGCAUUAGAUGAAGAAUCCUAGAUUAGAGCGCAAUUGGGCAAGAAAUCGUUGAAGAACCCUAGAUUACCUAUCAAUUGCUCAGAUUUGGGUAAAAAGUUGCCCUAAUCUGGAAAGAGUGAUUUGGGGGAGGAGAACCCUAGAAUAUAUAUAUAAGGGGGGAAAAAAGGGGCUAAAAAAAAAGAGGGAAAAUCAACCAACUGUUGGCUACAAUUAGGAAAAUAAGAGAGUCGACGUCGGAAAAUUGGAGUCAACGCCUGAAAAGUGGUCUCGGGUUUCUUUAGAAAAAAAAGGGAUCGUUGUGGUUUUUUUUAACAAAAAAUGCUUUAAAAGGUUUUUUCUUGCAAAUUGAGGCUUUUAAAGGUUUUUUCUGACAAAUUUGCCGAUUUUUAUCCUACUUUGGUGUAUAUAUACUUCGUACAACUUUGUAACAGAAGAAAGAUGCAACAAAAGACCUCUCUUUUAGCCAACCUUGAGAUUAAGAAGCAUAGUUCAUGACCAUAAAAGAGUGCAUUUUUUUAUUCAAUUGCGUUGAAUCUACACUUUAGAACCAUGUGCGCAUUAUCACUAUAGACUAUAGUAUUAAUCUUUUAAAAAAAUAUAUAUUUUAUCUUGAUUGAUACCAUCCGCAUUGAUUCCGUCAACAAAAACAACAAUUGACUAUUAAUUAUUAAUCUUUCUUGCUUCAAAAAAAAAAAAAAAAAAAAAAAAAAAAGUAUUAAUCUUUCUUAAAAGAACCAUUUCUAUUUAUAACUCUAAACCUUCUUCCUUCCCCAUGCCUCAUACCAAAAGUAAACCACCCACCUAUAAUCAAACAGAAUCUAUCAGAAAUGACAACUAAUAGUAAUGAUUAUGAUCGCCGUAAAGACCUAGAAGAAUUCGAAGACACCAAGCUCGGGGUGAAGGGCCUGGUUGACUCCGGUAUAACUCACGUCCCACGUAUCUUCCACCACCCACCUGAGACCCUCUUUGAUCAUGAACAGCCCCAAACACCCAACCCAGAUGGUGAGCAAAUCAUACCUGUCAUUGACCUCUCGGGUAAGCACGAGGAAGUGGUAAAGCAGCUGCGAGAUGCCUCAGCUAAGUUUGGGUUCUUUCAGGUGAUCAAUCAUGGGAUAUCAGUCUCCCUUCUGGACCGUCUGCUUGAUGCUAUUAAGGCCUUCCAUGAGCUGCAGGCAGAGGAGAAGAUGCAGCUUUAUCGUCGCGAAACAGUCACUGCAGGCAGUGGAGUGGGGUUUUACUCCAACUAUGACUUGUUCCAAUCAAAAGCUGCAAGCUGGCGAGAUACACUUGCAAUUCGUCUUGCUCCCAUCCCUGUCGAUCCCAGUAAAAUCCCUGAAGUUUGCAGAACAGAGAUGAUGGAGUGGGAUAAGGAAGUGAAGCAGCUCGCAGACCAACUCAUGGGAUUGCUAUCUGAAGGGUUGGGACUAAGUGCUGAUAAAUUGACAGGGACGUCUUAUUUGGGAAGGAGAGCUGUGGCCGGUCAAUAUUAUCCAUAUUGUCCAGAGCCAAACAAGACAGUAGGUAUAGCUUCGCAUACAGAUCCUGGGAUUCUAACAGUCUUGCUGCAGGAUCAAGUGGGUGGGUUGCAAGUUAAAUACGGUGGCAGUUGGAUCAAUCUGACACCAGUUCGCAGUGCUCUUGUUAUUAACCUCGGAGACUUAUUCCAGAUAAUAUCAAAUGAUGAAUACAAGAGCGGAGAACAUCGUGUAUAUGCUAAUCCUUUCCUCAAACCACGAGUAUCAAUUGCAUUCUUCUUAAGCCCAGGCAUUUAUGAGAAUCUCUAUGGGCCUUUGCCGGAGUUGGUAUCACCUGAAAGACCAGCACUAUAUCAGCAACACACAUUCUCAGAUUUGGUAAAAAAUUUCUUCUCAAAGGAGUUAGAGGGAAAGUCCAUGACCAGCUACUUCAGAUUGUAAUAAUGUUAUCUUUGGUUCAAUGAUAUUAGCUUCAAUUUGUAUUAUUGGUUGUAUGAUACAAUACAAGGCUUGAAUAAAAACAAAACUAGAUAUUUAAC